AUGGAUAGACUCAAGCAAAUCGCCAAACAGACUGUAGCAGGAUCGGCUCCUGUGUCGUCUCCGAUGCACCCCUUGGAUCCUCUUUCACCUCAAGAGAUCAAGGCAGUGGCCAGCAUUGUCAAGGCCAAGAACAAGGGAAAGGAGAUUAUGUUCAACACUGUCACUCUUAAGGAGCCUGUGAAGCUGGCUUACUACCACUGGAAGGAGAAGGGUGGUCCAAUGCCUGCUAGAUUGGCUUAUUAUGUGGUGGUUGAAGAGGGAGCAACUGCGGUUCAAGAAGGCUUGGUUGAUAUUCCUGGGCAGAAAGUUAUUGAUAUUAGAAACACCGAAGGAGUCCAGCCUAUUUUGACUCCAGCAGACUUGCAAGCAACGGAGGAUAUCGUUCGUAACGAUCCAACUGUUAUUGAGCAGUGUGUUUUGAGUGGGGUCCCAAAGGAAGACAUGAAAAAUGUCUACUGUGAUGCUUGGACUAUUGGUUACGAUGAGAGAUGGGGAGCUUCCAGAAGAUUGCAACAAGCCCUUAUGUACUGGCGCUCGGACGAAGAUGACCUGCACUAUUCUCAUCCUUUGGACUUUUGUCCUAUUGUCGAUAUGAAUGCCAAGAAGGUGAUUUACAUCGAUAUUCCCAACAGAAGAAGAAAGGUUUCGAAACACAAGCACGCCAACUUCCACCCCAACUCCAUCAAGGCAAAGUAUGGAACCAAGGAGAACCCUCUGGGCUACAGACAGGACGACACUCCUAUCAAUGUUACCCAGCCCAAUGGUGUUUCGUUCAAGAUGGCUGGAAAUGUUAUCAACUGGUCGAACUUUUCCAUUCAUAUUGGUUUCAACUAUCGUGAGGGUAUUGUGUUGAGUGAUAUCACAUACAACGACCAUGGAAAAGUUAGACCUAUGUUCCACAGAAUCUCUUUGUCUGAGAUGAUUGUACCUUAUGGGUCUCCCGAUUUCCCUCACCAAAGAAAGCAUGCUUUGGAUAUUGGAGAGUACGGAGCUGGUAACUGUACCAAUCCGCUCUCGCUUGGAUGUGAUUGUAAGGGUGUGAUUCACUACAUGGAUGCUCAUUUCCCUGGCAAGACUGGAGAGCCAGUCACUGUGAAAAAUGCGGUGUGUAUCCACGAGGAAGACGAUGGAAUCCUUUUCAAGCACUCCGACUUCAGAGACGAUUUCCAGACCACCAUUAAUACCAGAGGUAAGAAGUUGAUCAUUUCUCAAGUGUUCACCGCUGCAAACUACGAGUACUGCUUGUACUGGAUUUUCAGACAAGAUGGUACCAUCAAGUUGGAGAUCCGUUUGACUGGUAUCUUGAACACUUAUGUGUGUGAUGUCGACGAAGAUGUUGGUCCAUGGGGAACCCAAGUUUACCCUGGUGUAAAUGCCCACAACCACCAGCACUUGUUCAGCUUGAGAAUGCACCCAAGAAUUGAUGGAGACAACAAUUCUGCUGCCACCAGUGAUGCCAAGCCAUCGCCAGCAGCUUUUGGAUCCAGCGCCAAUAUGUAUGGAAAUGCCUUUUAUGCGGAGAAGAAGACGUUCAAGACGGUGGCCGAUUCGUUGACCAAUUACGAUUCUCUGACAAUGAGAUCAUGGGAUAUGUUCAACCCCAAGUCUAUCAACCCACACUCGGGUAAGCCUGCUAGUUAUAAGUUAGUGUCCACUUUCUGUCCACCAGUGUUGGCUAAGGAGGGAUCGUUGGUGCGUAAGAGAGCACCAUGGGCAGAACACUCGAUGAAUGUUGUUCCAUACGCCGAUGAAGAUGGUGGAUACGGAAGAUUGUGGCCAUCUGGAGACCAUGUGGCACAAUGGAGUGGAGACGGAUCCCGUGGUAUGAGAAAAUGGGUUGGUGAUGGACAAGACUCGAUUGAGAAUACCGAUAUUGUUCUCUUCCACACAUUUGGUAUUACCCAUUUCCCAGCCCCAGAAGACUUCCCAGUCAUGCCCACCGAGAUCUUUGAGCUUAUGUUGCGUCCUAGACAUUUCUUUACCGAGAACCCAUGUCUUGACAUCAAACCUUCGUAUAUUAGAACCACCAGUGAGGUUAGAAAGGGCACUCAAGGAAUUGAUUCGUGCUCUUUGAAUGUCGACACGACAUCAAGACUCGCUUUCAGCAACACCAGCGGCUGUUGCAAUGAGUAG
Messenger RNA from Meyerozyma guilliermondii ATCC 6260, 2133 nucleotides. RefSeq names its product Amo1p (gene AMO1). The record is from RefSeq and is a predicted model, not a curated record. Gene Ontology annotation, biological process: amine metabolic process. Bases 1 to 2133 code for a protein of 710 amino acids. Gene Ontology annotation, molecular function: quinone binding; copper ion binding; primary methylamine oxidase activity. The transcript has a single exon. Lineage: Eukaryota; Fungi; Ascomycota; Pichiomycetes; Serinales; Debaryomycetaceae.